Molecule: messenger RNA, 735 nt
Organism: Drosophila simulans
Lineage: Eukaryota; Metazoa; Arthropoda; Insecta; Diptera; Drosophilidae
Exons: 2
Coding region: 1-735 (244 amino acids)
Molecular function (GO): nucleic acid binding
Source: RefSeq, a predicted model, not a curated record
AUGAUGCUGCGGUUGGUGCAGCGCGCGCAUUUAUGGGAGGACCUGCAGUCCCUAAAAACGCUUGGAAGAGUUUCGUCGUCUAGUCCCAUAUCAUCGCUCUCGCCGUUCCUGGAUCAAUUUGGACUUCUUAGAGUAGGCGGUUGCCUCCGGAAUUCGUCAUUGGACUUUGAUGGCCGCCACCCGAAAAUCCUUCCAAGGUCCCAUCCGGUGACUCUAGCAAUUAUCUCGCAUUAUCAUGAAAGCAAUCUUCAUGCCGGACCUCGGGCUCUUCUGGGUGCAAUUCGAUCCCAAUAUUGGCCUAUUGGGGGGAGGAAGACGGUUACCAAGGCCGUGAACAGGUGCAUCAGAUGUUUUCGGAGUAAGCCGCGGCUGCUAGAGCACAUAAUGGCGGACCUUCCCAAGGAGCGCUUGGAAGGAUCUCACGCUUUUGAGGUGACUGGUAUAGACUUCUGUGGACCCUUCUUUCACAAGUCGGAUUGUCGCAACAAGCCCGCGAUUAAAUGCUACGUCUGCGUAUUUAUAUGCUUUGCAACCAAGGCAGUGCGCCUGGAGCUGAUCAAGGAUCUCUCGACAGUUGCGUUUCUGUGCGGACUCAAGAGGUUCAUAUGCACCCGGUGGAAGCCGAAGCAUAUUGACUGGCGGUUCAUCCCUCCACGGUCGCCCCAUUUCGGUGGACUUUGGGAAGUAGCGGGUCGACUGGUUCCAACGGGGGACCGGGAGAGCUUGGGCUAUUGA